Messenger RNA from Teleopsis dalmanni, 1416 nucleotides. RefSeq lists its product as uncharacterized. Lineage: Eukaryota; Metazoa; Arthropoda; Insecta; Diptera; Diopsidae. Bases 75 to 1223 code for a protein of 382 amino acids. The transcript is spliced from 6 exons. The record is from RefSeq and is a predicted model, not a curated record.
AUAAUGAAUAACUUUUUUUUAAAAUAAUGAUGUGACGUGAAAGCUAAUGAAAAAAGAAACCAAAAGUAAUAAAGAUGUCUUCAAUACUUGAUAUGUCACCCGGUAAACCAGAUUACUGGUCAGAAAUUAGUAAUUUUCUGUUGAAGCAUUUUAUUACAAAUGAACGGUUUGAUGUGAUUUUAAUGCAAAAUGUUAAUUUCAAUUACCUGACAAAUGCUCUCUUUUGGAUAUUGUUAAGUUUCUCUGGUGGCUUUGCAGGAUUUUUCAAAGUUUUCGAAGUCUUUUUAAAAUCUUCUAAUAUCAAAUAUUAUAAACGCAAACAGUUUGUGCGUUCAAUAUGGAAUAUUGCAUUCUACGCUGCUUGUUCUUUGUUCUUAUACUUUUAUAAUCAAUUCAUGAUAUUGCCGCAGCUAUCGAAAAAUCAAGGACGUUAUUCGCUAUUUUAUUCUUCAGAGAAUUUAAUAUUCUUUAAAUCACAACAAUGUGAAAAAUUUCAAUUUUAUUCAUUAUUUAUAAUAACAUUUUAUAUACACGGUGCAAUUCUGGAUUUUAAGGAAGCAGACAUUUUAGAAGCUGCCUCAAAAGCGUUAUAUACUUUAGCUUUAAUUGCCGUUGAUGUCUACAAAUAUGAAAAUUAUUUUGUUGGUUUGAAUUUGAGCAUUGGCCUAUAUAAUAUUAUAACGGAAUGCCUUUUUAUACUGGCCUUGCAGUUGUCUAUAAAAAAUCGUCUAAUUUUUCAAGUAUUUUUGGGACUACGCAUUGCUUCAUGGUCACACGUUUUUAUAAGCUUAAUUCCUUUUAAAUAUUUAGUGCCUACACUCUUUGCAAAGGACUUUAAAAUUAUAUUAAAUAUUAUUAUUUGGCUAUGGUAUGGUUUAUCCAUAUGGAACUCUCCAGUUUUGCAAUAUUUUUAUCAUCAGAUAUAUCACAAUACACCUGUAGACUGCACUGGUGAAGGGUCAGCUGCAAAAUGUAUACUACUGCGGGACUCAAGUGAAUUUCGACACUUUAAGAGUUUGAAAAAAGCUUACUUAGAACUAAAAAUUGCGCAUGAAAAACUUAGAGUAAGCAAUAUGAGCGCAGAAACAAGUGAAAGCUCUUCCGCCAAAGCGUUCCAAGCUAUUAAGUGUAUAAUGACUUUAAAACGAAAAUUGAAACGUAUACGUGAAGGGCGCGGCUCUACGGCAGAUGAUGAGACAGAAGAUUUGGCCACAGAUUGUUGAAAAUAUUUAAUUUAGUAAGCAAACAAUAUUCUUAAGAAUAUAUUGAAGAAAUGAUGAACUCUUGAUAAUAGAAGUCAUAAUUUUUGAAAUAUAGUACGUUGCACUAUUUUUAACAUAUAAAUGCCUAACGUUCAUAAUAUUUUUUUAUUUUUAAUCAAUACUUCUAAUUGUGCAUAGCGCUUACUCAACUCGA